Messenger RNA from Betta splendens (Siamese fighting fish), 2808 nucleotides. Its product is annotated as histone H2A-like. The transcript has a single exon. Bases 95 to 484 code for a protein of 129 amino acids. Gene Ontology annotation, cellular component: nucleosome. Lineage: Eukaryota; Metazoa; Chordata; Actinopteri; Anabantiformes; Osphronemidae. The record is from RefSeq and is a predicted model, not a curated record. Gene Ontology annotation, molecular function: protein heterodimerization activity; DNA binding; structural constituent of chromatin.
GCAGGACUCGUCCCGCUCUGACGGACAUAUAAAGGAGGGUUUCGGCUGCUGAAGGCAUUUGUUCUUAGACGAGUACCAAACAGAGAUCUUCAAAAUGUCUGGCCGCGGAAAAACUGGAGGAAAAGCCAGAGCUAAGGCUAAGACCCGUUCGUCUAGAGCUGGACUCCAGUUCCCCGUGGGUCGUGUCCACAGGCUGCUGCGCAAAGGCAACUAUGCGGAGCGCGUCGGUGCCGGAGCUCCCGUGUACUUGGCGGCUGUUCUAGAGUAUUUGACCGCUGAGAUCUUGGAGUUGGCUGGAAACGCUGCCCGUGACAACAAGAAGACCAGGAUCAUCCCCCGCCACCUACAGUUAGCUGUUCGCAACGACGAGGAGCUCAACAAACUGCUGGGCGGAGUCACCAUCGCCCAGGGCGGCGUCCUGCCCAACAUCCAGGCGGUGCUGCUGCCCAAGAAGACCGAGAAACCCGCAGGGAAGGCAAAGUAAACCUGGAUCAGCUGUGAUCAACAAAAACGGCUCUUUUAAGAGCCACACAAACAAACUAAAGAAUAGUUUACUUGUGGGUGACAAUACAUGAAACCAUCAACUCCAAAGAUAAAAGCAACCAUAUGUGCCAUGUGGUUUUGUGACAGAUCUUAUCGUGCUGAGGUGCAGUGUAGGUUGGUUGAGAGUGUCGUUUUAAGUUGUUUGAAGGUUGCUUGUUAACUUUUCUUUUCUCUGAAAACCACCAAUCAGCAGAUUCUUCAGUCUGAGGGCAGUUGACUGAAGGACACAAACUUGUCCUCCAGCUCCAGUGAGGUUUCACUUCCCACCUCUAAUGGGCUUAUGUGAAUGAAGGACUGGUGUAGUGAUUAGGUGUGAACAUUAAGUUAAUGUUCUGUGGGUUAUUGAUUUUUAAUUUGCUUUGCCCAAUAUUUUUAUUUUUCUUAUUACAUUCAGUUACACAGAAAGACAACUCAUCAGCCUCUUAAAGAAAUUUCCACAACACUUAACCAUCUUUUUGAGUCUCUUCCUUUUUCUGCCUGUACUGCCCCCUGCCUAACACACAACUCCAUACAGGACUAUUGAGGCCACCACAGUGACAUUGACAGUCCCACACUGCAUAACAGACUACAUCACUGUGCCAGCUAAGAUAGUCAUGUCAGGAAGGGCAUCUGGCGUAAAAACUUGGCCAAUCAAUCGUAAAUAAUUUGUCUUUAUUCCAUCGGGGGUCCCUCCCGAUGGGAUAAAGUCGAAAGGAGUUGCCUAAAUGAUUAUAGUCUUGACUAACAUCAAAUUAAACAACAGAUUCCGGGGUACAAUGCUGUUGUAAUAAAUCUGGUUCAUGUGCAACAAAACAGACAAGAAUAUGACACAAUAACCCAUUAGCAUGUACCACUACUUGUAUUACACCUCCUAUUACAUCUCAUAAGUGUUCCUUGUAUUAUCUAUAAUUGCAUUCAAAUUGCCAUAAGCGUAAAUCCAUGAACGGAGACCACAGAGUCCAGUGUGUUCGGGUUGAACCAUGACUCAGUGAAACACAGCAGGCUGCUCUCCCGGUACAUGCGCUGCAGCCGCACAAGUGCCGUUAGCUCGUCCAACUUGUAUUGAACAAGUUAAUGGCUGUGUAUAUAAUGCAAACAUAAUGUUUAUUAAUGCAAGUUUCCACAACUCUAUGUGGAUUUGCAGGAAAGACACAAUACACAUAUAGAGUGGAAAUAAAGAUUAAAAAUGCAAAGAAAAGGACAGAGCUGCUGAAACUUGCUGCCACACACGCCAUCUAGGAAAAAACUACAGUUUUGACUUGUCAUAAAUACGUUACAGAUAUGUGUAACAUAUGUAGAAGAAACAUGUCUGUUAUUGCCAUAAUAAUGCCGUGACAGUAUGCUGCUUGCCAUGUUUAUAAAGAUUUUACAUGUUGAAACAACCAGCCCAUUGAUAUGAAACAUGUUUGAGGCGCUACUCUGCAACACAUCCGCUUCAAAAGAGCGAUGCUGUGUCAAGCGGGACUACUCGAGUUGACCAUCUCUAGCGAUACUAGGAGGUUUGUUAGUGCAUUAGCAGUAUAAAGGAGAUUUUGGGUCUGUGGAGAUUUUUGUUUUUCAGUUCAUGGAUGUCUUGUCUCUCACACUUGUCCUGUCUAUGCCUUCCAUGUCAGUUCCACCUGUUGUGCAUGGUGUGUGUACACAGCGGCGUUUAGUUUAAUAAUUCGUUGCCCAUUUGUAUGAUGUUUUUGAUUUUAGUGAUUAGUCCCAAUGUAGUUCAGUUAUUUUCCUGCUUAGCAGUGACUUUAGCCUCUGCCUUUUAUGUCUUGAAUUUAGGUUCUGCAAGACAGUGAGUUUGUAUUUAGUUAUUAUCUACCUGUGUUAUUCCUUAUAUACUGCAGUGUGCAGUAAAUUUAUUUUCCUGUUUUUAACAUUCAAUAAAUCUGUUUAUGUUAAAACCAGGGUAGAGAGAGUGCAACCAGCUGCUGAAACAAACAACAAAUCAGCGCAGCAACACAACAAAACAUAAAUAGGCACAAAAUAAUUAGAUAAAUAAAGAUACACCUUUAGCAGAACGCAUCUGUCUUUAAGAGGCAGCAGCAGCUGUUAGUGUUAUGAUUCCUCUUAAAUAAAGCUCUGAAAUAUACUGGAAAUGAUCAGAUGGCUGUGUCAAAAAGUGAGUCUGAUAAAAGCUCAGCUCCUUCCUCAUUGCAGUUUGUUCCACUACCUGAGUGUCUCAGCACCUUCAGGUCUUUAAAAGCCUCUGACUCUAUUCAUCAACCACCAUUGCAGACUCAAAAUGUUACACUGACUUUUUAAGAGACACAGAGAUGAUAAAUAACAGAA